UGAAAGAUCAUUUGAAGCCCUUUAAAAGAAAACGAAUUAUAGCCGUUCAAUAUAUACACAUUUAGUACCGUUAAAGUUUAGAAGUAUAUGCAAUAUGCAUUUUCGUCCAUUUUUAUAUUGCUUAUUUUCCUGCAAAGUCUUUGAAAUCAGGCUUCCUCUUUGAACAACCCUUCACUGUUACCAGGCAGAUCGAGUCCCAACAUGGCGGCAAAGGGGAACGAAGAGGAGACGCAGUUGCAAGAGAUGGAGGAGGAGGCGGCAGCAACCGGGGUCGAAAGAGAAAUGGAAUCUGACGAGGAAGAGGGAAUGGGGGUCGAGGAUUCUGAUGAGGAAGACGACGAUUCGUCUGAUGAUGAAAAAGAGAAUGAAGCCGAAAUCCAACGUUUGGAAGAGCAGCUGUCCAUCAAUGCUUUCGACUACAACUGCCAUGUGGAUCUUAUCAAGCUGCUGCGACAGGAAGGCGAACUGCUCCGGCUGCGCAGGGCCAGACAGAAGAUGAGCGAGCUCUUUCCACUCACAGAAGAGAUUUGGCUGGACUGGCUGAAAGACGAAAUCCGCAUGACCGAGGAGGAGCCCAACCGAGACAAAGUGAACGAGCUCUUCGAAAAGGCCGUGAAAGAUUAUAUAUGCCCCGAAAUCUGGCUGGAGUAUGCCCAGUACUCCAUCGGGGGCAUGGGCGCCCCCGGGGGCAUCGAGAGGGUGCGGGCGAUCUUCGAGCGGGCCCUGACCGCGGUCGGACUGCACAUGACCAAAGGGGCGGCCGUGUGGGAGGCCUUCCGGGAGUUUGAGAACGCCAUCAUGAGCACCAUGCAGCCCCCUCCAGGAAGCGUGGCCGCCCGCGAGCAGCAGGAGCUGCUGAACACUCAGCUCGGGCGCAUCCACACGCUGUUCCGCCGCCAGCUGGCCAUCCCGCUCAUGGAUAUGGACGCUACGUACGCGGAGUACGAGGAGUGGUCGGAUAAAGACAUGCCGGAGACGGUCCUGGCGCAGUACAAGAAGGCCUCUCAGCACAUGGAGGCGAGCAAGCCGUUCGAGGAGGCUCUGCUGGUGGCCGAGCCUCCCAAACUGGCGGAGUACCAGGCCUACAUCGACUACGAGCAGCAGGAAGGGGACCCCGCCCGCAUCCAGAUCAUCUUCGAGCGAGCCCUCGCCGAGAACUGCCUCGUGCCGGACAUGUGGGCCAAAUACACCAAGUACCUGGACCGUCAGCUGAAGAUCCGGGACCUGGUCCUGUCUUCUCACGACCGUGCGGUCAGAAACUGCCCCUGGACGAUGGGUCUGUGGAAGAAUUACAUUCUGGCCCUGGAGAGGCACGGGGCCGAGCACCAGACCGUGUCAGAAAUCUUUGAGAAGGCCCUGAACGCUGGAUUCAUCCAGGCCACGGACUACGUGGACAUUUGGCAGGCUUACCUGGAUUACCUGCGGCGGCGCGUGGAUUUCAGCAAAGAGUCGAGCCGGGAGCUGGAGGAGCUGAGGACGGCCUUCACGCGGGCACUCGACUACAUGAAGCAGGACGUGGAGGAGAGGUUCAGUGAAAGUGGGGACCCCUCGUGUACAAUAAUGCAGAUCUGGGCCAGGGUGGAGGCGCUGCACUGCAAGAACAUGCAGAAGGCCCGGGAAUUGUGGGAUAGCAUCAUGAUGAAAGGGAAUGCCAAAUAUGCGAACAUGUGGCUCGAGUACUACAACCUGGAGAGGUCGUACGGAGACUCUCUACACUGCAGGAAGGCCCUGCACCGGGCCGUGCAAUGCACCGCAGACUACCCCGAGCACGUCUGCGAGGUCCUGCUCCUCUUCGAGAGGGUGGAGGGCUCCUUGGCGGACUGGGACACGGCCGUGCAGAAGACCGAGACCAGACUGGCCCGGGUGAACGAGCAGCGCGCUAAAGUGGCGGAGAAGGAGGCGCUGCAGGCCCGGCAGGAGGAGGAGAAGGCUGAGCAGCGGCGCAGGGCCAAGGCCGACAAGAAGGCCCAGAAGAAGAGCCAGAGGAAGGCCGGGGAGAAGAGGAAGGCCGAGGACGAGGAGGACGAGGAGGACGAGUGGGGGGAUGAUUCCGAGCAGCCCACGAAGAGGCACCGCGGGGAGGGGGAGCCCGGGUUCACCGGGUCCGAGGAGCUGAUGGAGACGGAGAGCGGGCUGUUCGGCCGGAAGGGCCCCGGCCCCAGGAAGGCGGACGCGGCGGGGCCCAAGAAGGGCCGCCCGGCGGCGAGCGACGCUCGGAAGGCCCCGGAAGCCGCGCCGGACGCGCGCAACGACGGCACCAGCGUCUUCGUCAGCAACCUGUCCUUCUCCAUGGAGGACCCCGAGAAGAGGCUGAGGGAGCUCUUCCUGGCCUGCGGGCCCGUCGAGCAGGUCCGGCCCGUCUUCAGCAGCAAGGGCGCCUUCCGCGGAUACUGCUACGUGCAGUUCCAGGAGCGGGGCGCCGUCGCCCAGGCCCUCCGGCUGGACCGGCAGGAGGUGGACAGCCGGCCCAUGUUCGUGUCCCCCUGCGUGGACAAAAACAAGAACCCGGAUUUCAAGGUUUUCAAAUAUAGCACAUCGCUGGAGAAACACAAGAUCUUCAUCUCUGGCCUGCCGUACUCCUGCAGCAAGGAGCAGCUGGAGGAGCUCUGCCGACAGCACGGCACGGUGAAGGACAUCCGGCUGGUCACCAACCGCUCGGGCAAGCCCAAGGGCCUGGCCUACGUGGAGUUUGAGGACGAGGCCCAGGCCUCCCUGGCCGUGCUGAAGAUGGACGGCUCGGUGGUCCAGGACCACACCCUGACGGUGGCCAUCAGCAACCCGCCCCGCAGGUCCGACAAGCCCGACGCCCCCACCCGCUCCCUGGGGUCCGCCCUGCCUGGGCAGCUGUACGGAGCGCGGGGGAAGGGGCGCACCCAGCUCUCUCUGCUGCCCCGCUCUCUGCACCGGCCGGCCGGCCUGGACGCCAAGGCGGAGAACGGCACCCUGCAGAACCAAUCGGCGGGCUCGGUGGGCGGGGCGUCCGCCGCUGGAGGGUCCGGAUUGGACGCACAGACUAAGCCCCUCUCCAAUGCGGACUUCGCCAGGCUGCUGCUCAAGAAAUGAACGGGGAGCGCGAGCAACAGGAAUUAACUGAAUUAACUGCCUUUUUUACGGAAGCCAUUUUGUGUCCUUAAACAGAAGAGAAACUAAUUGUAAUGUUGCUGUAAAUAUUUGGGGUGGAGAGAGAACCCUGUCGUUUAAUAAGAGAAAAAGCCUUAAUCAGCCAUGGCUCCAUUUUGGUUUUGGUUUUACAUUGUUUUUUAUGUUUUGUUUUGUUUUUUUCCCCGAAGUGGGAGAGUCAGCCCUUCCUCUACUGAGCAGAGGGCCUGGGGGAGGGGGAAAAAAGUUUACCAAUUUUAAUAAACUAAAGCCCUGUUCAUCUUUCUUUCUUUCUUUUGUUGAGAGAAUGCAUUUUAUAAGUGACCCAUGACUUAUAUAUUUGUGUAUAUAUAUAAAAAAAAGAAAAGAAAAAGCUCAAAUUAAGGUGUAUGUUUUAUUGUAAUUUUUUUUCUUUAUAGGGAAGAAAGGGUUUAGUGGAGCCUAAAGGUUUUUUUUUUUUUUUUUUUUCUCUCACUGUUAUGUAAAAACUGCUUCACCUGUGAAUCAUGUUUGCUAUUGUUUUAAAACGUAUAUGCAAGAGCCUGAGUUUUAUUAAAUUGAAAUGUAUUGUAAAUACUAUAUACCAGGUCAUGAAAAGGGUUGUGUAUGUUUCAUUGCAUUUAAGCAAAAUAAGGUUCAAAUUGUGUCCCUGCAACUAGUGUCGACACAUUUAGAGUUGUGUGCCAUGGGGGUUGUUGGCUGACAACACAAUAUUAUUGGAAGCGCCUGCCUGUUCAAAGCAACCAUUCACAUUUAUACAGAGUAUUGUUAUGCUUUACAGAUGCGGUCUCAACUGAAGUUGUACAAAUAACUUAUUUACAGUGACAUAACCCGAGUUCAUCCUUUGCCAAGAACUGCGCUUGCUCCAGUAGAUUUCUCGUAGGGUUCCUUCGGAGAAAUGUCCCACGUUGACGUUAGGAAAGCAUGACUUGUCAACCGUGGCAGAUCCUGUAUUGCUUUUACCAUAUGCUGGCUUUACUCAUCGUUGGCACCAUUAACGGGUGGUUUUUCGCGUCCGUGUACGUGUGUCUCUUUAUCGAAGCCCCGUGUUCUGAUUUUUAAAGACUGGUGAUGACCAUCUCUCACAUUGAGGGUGUUUAAAAAGAAAGAAAAAAAAAAGAAAAAAAAAAAGAAAAAGGAAGAAGACGAGAGAAAAAAAAACGGAACUGAAAAGGACUAGUGGUCUGUUCCUAGGGGGAAGAUUAAUAACGAGCACCUAAGCCUAAUCGUCACUCCCAGAAUGCCUCUUCCGUUUACUUCUGGCUGUUCCUUUUCAAAAUCGUCUGGAGCCGACGUCCCAAGCAAACCCUGCCUUACUCGUGGUCCUCUAACAUAGCCAUAACGGGACGAGUGGGUGUAGCGAACACUGUGAAACGGACACUUCCUGGAGGAGCAGUGGAUGGGGACGAGGCGAGAGGCAUGUGCGUGUGUGUGUGUCGCUGUGAUUCAGAAAACCUGGCAUUGUAAAAGCUCACCUGUCCCCCCGCCACUCUCGGAAACCGACCAUUUUAAAAUCUAUGCAGCUGAGUAUUGUGAGGAGAACCUUCCACUUUCUGUUCCUUUUUUCUUUUUUUUUCUUUUUUUAAAUCCCAGAUUGUACAGAACCUAUAUUCACUAUAUAAUGAAAGACAAUGUAUCGUAUUAAGCAAGAUUCAAUUUAUGCUCAUAAUUGUUAGUGUCAGGAUAUGUGCUCGGCAAAGCUGGGUGAACUGAGAACAUCUAGAGAUUCACUGUCUGGGGUCUCAUUGUUCAACCGAUUUUUCUUUUCUAAGUACAGAUAACUCCAUAGGAAAGUUAAUUGAAUGGGACUAUAGAUUUAAGUAUGUAUUUUAACCAAAAUCAUGGUAUUUAUUUUCUUGAAUCGUCAGAAUUAGUUUACUUUGCUGAGUUUACCUAGCUAGUUCAAAGGGCAAGUCUUCUGUACUAGUUCUCACCAGUGAGCCUUUUUGGUUGUUGUUUUGAGAAGUUUGUCAGGUGUUCAGUGUUCACAUCCCCCCCCAGUGGUUGGCCAUAGUUUUGUACCGCAUUUGUAUGUUUUAAAAUGACAGAAUUUGCAAAAUCUAGUGACGUAUAUAUUCUAUAUCACCACAGUGGCCUAUUCUAGUGAAGAGACUACAGAUGUUUAAAAAAGUGGCUACCUGUAUGUCCAAUGUUCUGUAUAAAAUGGUGGUGUUCAAAUUGUAUAGAUUUUAAAUAGUUUCUUUUCCGUUGUCGAGAUGUGGUUUCAUCUGCUAUCCGUUGAUGUCAAUGCUCUGAAGCGUAUUGGAUUUUCUUUUUUUUUUUCAUUUACCAAAACCUUUUCAGUGUGGCAACUUUUUAAAUUCAUGCAUCGUUUUUUUUUUUCUUGUGUAUUUUCAGUUCCUGCUUGUUCAAAGUUUUCCUUUGGUUGUUCUCAAAUUGUAUAAAACUUGUCAUCCUCUUGUGAUCAUUUUGUUUCUGGCCUAAAAUGCUUAAUUAAAAGCAGUUAAAUAUG
Messenger RNA from Conger conger (European conger), 5572 nucleotides. RefSeq names its product spliceosome associated factor 3, U4/U6 recycling protein (gene sart3). Gene Ontology annotation, molecular function: RNA binding; protein binding. The transcript has 19 exons. The coding region runs from base 202 to 3063 and encodes 953 amino acids. Gene Ontology annotation, biological process: RNA processing. NCBI's taxonomy places the organism in Eukaryota, Metazoa, Chordata, Actinopteri, Anguilliformes, Congridae. The record is from RefSeq and is a predicted model, not a curated record.